AUGGCAGAUUUGUCGAAUGUAUUAGAGACAUCUAUCCUUAUAGGUACUAUAUUAAACCAAAGAGCUGACCCGCCAUUUGCUAUUUUGCAAAUAGUUUAAAAAUUACUGAAAUUACUCUUUGCAGACGAUAUGGUAAUAUUUUCAACUGAUGCUUAUACUUUACAAGAUCAUUUUAAUUAUAUUAAUGGUUACACUAAAAAUUGGGGUCUAACCAAAAUUUGUAUAUUUGAGAAAAGUAAAUCCCAAGCUAUGAAAUAGUCAUGCUUAACACAAUAACAAAUCUAAACAAAAAGAAAGAAAUAUCAAAGAAAGAAAGACAAUUGUCAAUUGUUUUGAGCUGCGACAAUUCGGUUGAAUAUAAGACAAUGUAGUGUCAAAGGAAACAAUUUAUGUUAUUUACACGAUAACAUACCACAAGAUUUGUUUAAAGAUUAUUUUAGGUUCGUGUCACGUUGAACAAUAAAUAUAUUAACCGCUUACAACAACUUUUUAAAUAGCUUUACUUCCUUUACCGAGAGAUAAAAACGAUAAAAGUCCCAUUGUAAGAUACCAUAUCUCGAAACAAGUGUCAAAUAUGCUACAUACGUAUAACGUAAAUGGAUAAGGAAAAUGUAUGUCCUGCUACAACAGCGUUGAAAAACAUGUUUGGUGUUUCUGGUAGGGCCUUGGUUAAAAAAUGAAUCCAUCUUUUGUUGAUGUAUAAAAACAAGUUGAAAAUUCAUAUAGCAACAGAUUCAAAAAUGAAUAAAUGUCAUUUGCGCUGUGUUAUGUACCAGCCAAGUCCUUUCUGAUGUCCUACGCCUGACUCAAUAUUUCGACUGGUGUAUAAUACAUCAGUGUAUUUUAUCAAAAUUGAAUCUGACAAUUUUGACUUGUUUAACGCAAUAGAGGUUCACCUAUGCAACGGUUGUAGUGUUCCUGGAUUGUGUAGGUACCUGCACUGAACAGUACUCCGCAAAUGUCUGUAAACGUCUCCACAUGAAUCAAUGACAUGACUGAAAGGUGAAAGAUGUAUGACUUGCGACAUUAUUAAAUAACUAUUAAGGUUCCAUUUGAUUGCCAGUUAAACAAAGAAGAAGGUCAAGCUAGAAACCACGGUUGACGCGCGGAUUAUUACGUCAAAUUGCAGCAUGACGUUCGAUACAUUACUACUCGGAUAAACGAAGUCCAGCAUAACUUUAAUCAAAAUAGUUGAAUGUAAGAAUGUUAAUAAUUAAGGUCUUCUUGUGGUUAAUCAUUUUAUUUACCACGGUUCGUCGUUAAGAUGUUUAGAUACAACUAAACAGCUAACGCCCUCGUGGUUUAAUUCCUGUGCAUCUGAACUCUGUAACAUGAUGAAUCAGACGAGAAACCUCUCGAAGUCCUUGAUUACAUGUAAAAUAUUAUUCUUUGAAAACUAAUUUUCCCUCUUGGAAUUGCUGCUGCUAUAUUGAAAUCGCCAUGUAUAAACCAUAACUCUACUCGCAAAAAAGUUAUGUACUUAAAGUCCGCGUUUUUAUGUAAAUUGAUGUAAAAUGCCACUAAAGUAAUCAAACUGACGCACAAUAAUGUUUCACCCGUCUAUCAUCAAUAUUUAUUAUAAUUAUUGAUAUUCAGUCGAUACAACAUCGGACCAAAUUGCAAAACCGAUGUCGGACCGGUAAAAAUACUUUGGUUGUCACCAGAAACAUAUAUUUUGUUUUGAAAUUGCCUUUCUCGUAAAAAGCUGCUCUUAAAACCAUUACAUCGAGAUAUUCAACAUUUUAAAGACCGGAAUACUUCAAUCUUCAUUCUUGUCCGUGAAAAUGAAACGCUCUUGCUUUUUUUCACUUUGUGGAAUAAUUUGCAUGAUUUUCGGUAACGUGCAACCAUUCGAUUUUCGAGAUGAAAUAGCACAAGGGACAUGUACUGCACUUCUGACUGGAACUGAUUAUGCAUUAGCUGUACAGAGAACUUGUACUUCCACAACUAAAGAAUCCUGUUCUAAAGUCUGCAAUGAAAUAGGGAAAGUUUGCUACAAUUCUCUGCACAUAUAUUCCGUUUCUCCACUAAAGUCUUUCAAAUACGACAGUUGCUCGAAUACAGGAUGUGGACCAAACUUCUGCUGUUGUUCAGGCAAAACUCCCCCAUCAUCACAUGAGUAUAAAGCCAAAAUUGCGCAGGCUACUUGCACAGGUAUCCUGUACGGUACAGCAAACUACGUGUCUGCAGUGACCAGACAAUGUACGAGCACAGCUGAAACAUGUGAGACCGUCUGUACUGAUCUAGGGAAGACAUGUUUCAACUCUCUCCAUCUGUAUGACAGAAAGCCCAAAGAGGUGUUUGAGACAGGCAGUGUGAGCCUGAAGACAUAUAAAUACAACAGUUGUACUGUGGUGGGAUGUGGACCAAACUUCUGCUGUUGUUCCGGAAACUAAAACACUUUUGUCCUACAUCAAAUGUUUAUAAAAACAUUUAUACACACUAGAAAAACUUGUAAUCAGUCAGUUUUAUUUCUUAAAUUGUUAUUCGUUAUCAUUUUUGUCUGUUGUGCUUUAGGAUGAAUACUUGCUUGCUAAACAUUACUUUUUCGAGUUAUUGCUCGUUGUGUUAAAACUGUAAAAUUUCUCCAUAAAAUCACUUUCUUAUUGUUCAAUAGUCCAGCUACUAAAAUAUUAGUUAUGAUCAUGUAAGUAUUGCACACUUCAUCUUAUCAUUACUGGAACAGUAGAAAAACAUUCUGAAAUGUAUAAUACCGGUAUGCGAGUUACAACCAUUUCAUAUGAAAUAUGUUUGAAAUAUCAGUUGAUGUACUGAAAAACCUAUUUGUUUACACGAGACUUUUCUGCCAACACCGAAUCUUUGGUGCUGAAAGAAUUGAUUCAUUAUUAUUAAAUGAUUAUUUAAUUUUUAAUUAAUUUCCAACUGGUUAGUAAAUUUGCAAUAGCAGAUUAACAAUCAUUUUCUUUUCUGGGAUAAGUCGCCAUGAUGCAAACGAAUCCCAGAAGUGUGCAAUGUAUAAUCAAUUUGCUUUAUCAUAAAUUCAUUUGCAAUGUUGUUGUUUUUUUCUGACUGAGUUUCAAAGUCUGUAAUUCUGUAAAUACCACGUAUACGCAAGAACUUUUCAGGAGAUAAUAUUACCAUAUGUGUGUCACAAAGUGUAAUGAUUUUUCGUUGAUCUUCUGAAAUAAUUUGAAACGAAAAAAAAAAAAAAUCUCUCUCGGAAUGUUCUUCUUUUGUAUUUGCGACAGUCACGCAUGUUAACAUUCUUAAACAUUAUAACUGCUCAAAUUUGUUCUGAAUGUCUGUUUAUGAAUAACUUAUUUUCCUCUCUGUUAUAAUUUUAGAACCGUAAGUACUUAACCUUAGAUAGUUGCUUUUUUUUAUUCUAUUUUUUUUUCGCACCUAAUAACCUACACUGUGUUUGUGAAUUAAGUGCAAAACAUUUCUGUUACAUCAUUUUGAUUCUGAAAGGUAUACUAUAUAAAUUAUAAAUCAAAAUCAAUGCAGGCCUAGUAUUACUCUUUCACGGCGCAUGUAUGGCACUAAAUAAAUAGUCCACGUGACGUCAUAUUUCUGUCUUUUGACGAAAAUGCGCAUGGAUUUUUACAUGGUAGAAUUUGAAAUAUGCAUGGAUUUUUCAUAUUAGAAUAAAAACUCUAACAUGAAUUCUUAUUUAAAUAUGAAAAACCCAUGCUCAUUUCCGUUCAGACACGGGCUUUUGUAGUCAUGUCGGCAUAUUAUUUGGCGCCAUACAUGCGCUAGAUCAUUUGAUAUAUAGGUAAGACGGUAUUAAAAAUAUUUCUUCUUUGAGUCAUAUUAAAGUGUCAGAGUCUA
This is a messenger RNA of Mercenaria mercenaria, 3795 nucleotides long. RefSeq lists its product as uncharacterized. The record is from RefSeq and is a predicted model, not a curated record. The coding region runs from base 1785 to 2396 and encodes 203 amino acids. The transcript has 5 exons. NCBI's taxonomy places the organism in Eukaryota, Metazoa, Mollusca, Bivalvia, Venerida, Veneridae.